This is a messenger RNA of Psammomys obesus (fat sand rat), 1504 nucleotides long. RefSeq lists its product as uncharacterized. Lineage: Eukaryota; Metazoa; Chordata; Mammalia; Rodentia; Muridae. Gene Ontology annotation, molecular function: lipid binding. The coding region runs from base 1 to 1476 and encodes 491 amino acids. The record is from RefSeq and is a predicted model, not a curated record. The transcript is spliced from 15 exons.
AUGCUGCUGCUGUGGGCACUGCUGGUAUGCUGGGGGCAACUGCCCCAAGCCCGAGGGAUGACCCAUGGUCCUCUCUUCCUCUGUAUUAACAUGGACCAGCUUGAAUCAGACAUUUCAGAUCUGUUCUCACAGCAUGGGGUCAUUACGCGUAUGAUCAUGAUGACUGUGGCUGGAUCCCCAAAUGAGGCGGUGUCUGUCCUGGACAACCUGCCCUUCGUCAAAAAUGAUUUUGUCAAAAAGAAGAGUGGGCUGGACCUGUCACUCGUGGGGGACCUGCUCUCUGGGAAGACUGUGCCUGAGCUGAAGAAGCUACUGCAAACAGCCGGGUUGGUCAUAACAGAUGCCAAGGGACCGGAAGUCACCGUGCAAGUUCUAAGUGACAGCCUGCUGCAGGUCACACUGCGCUGCAAACUGUACCUCUCGUUCCUGGAGAUCCUGUGGCUAGAAGCCAUCAAGAACAUACGCAUUGGAGUACGGCUAGAACAGAUAGGGAACAAGACCCAGGUGGCUUUCGAGGAGUGCCACACACCGCCUGGGAGCCUGCACAUUAAGGUCCUGAACCGAAAAGACUCCCAGUUGCCAAACCAACUGCUGAAACUGGUGACUGAAACCGUGGAGAAAUCACUGCCUUUCCUCCUCCAGAAGAUAGUGUGUCCUGCGAGUACAGACCUGCUCAACUUCCUGCUGGAGGACCUGCUACACAUCACUCUCCCUCCUAUCGUCUCGGGUCCUAAUGAUUUCCAGUACUAUUUGGCCAGCACAGAGCUCACAGAAGAAGCCAUCCUGAUGAGACUGCAGCUUGUGACUCCCUGUGGCCCACACCAGCGGGCCCCAAGGCCAGAGCAUGUGGUUCCCCCGCCUCUCCCAGGAUUAACUGAGAACAGCAUGGCAGACCUUGCCUUUUGGCUAGAAAUCUACAAUGACAUCCUGUCCUGUCUCUACACCAUCCAGGAGAUCUUCGUGGAGCCCCAGGACCCCUCAGAAACUGACCUCUGGGAGCUGCUGUCCCUGAGCAAUCCAGAGUCCGAGCCAGAGACAUUUAAUCUGACCAGAGGGAGCCUGGGCCUGAUCAUCAGCACCCCGGACCCCCCCACUGUCCACAUGGAUGGCCUCAGGGCCACUGUCACCCAGCAGGGCUCACUGGCACUGCAGGGGAGCAACAAUGCCUCCUCUGGUGCAGUUGCCUGGCAACUCCUCUCCAAGGCUGCAUUCUCCUCAAGGAGUGAGAAACUGGAACUCCAGUUUACGCCACACAGCGCUGUAGUCACCUUGAGCUCUUAUCCCACCAUCAUUGAGAAGCAGGAAGAGCACCUGAAGUCCUUGCUCUGGGCGGUCCUGAAGAGGCACUUCCUGCCUCAUCACAACAGGUGGCUCAGAGAACAUGGCCUCCCACUGCCCGACAUCAGGGGCAUCUCUUUCAGCCAUGCCCAACCGAACUUCUCUGAGGAUUACAUCCACCUGACCAUUCCUGAGUAGCUGCUCUGCACAGGGCCAGACCCUGCCC